Molecule: messenger RNA, 378 nt
Organism: Striga asiatica
Lineage: Eukaryota; Viridiplantae; Streptophyta; Magnoliopsida; Lamiales; Orobanchaceae
Source: the annotation of a GenBank genome assembly
AUGAGUUACUACCCUAAGGAUGUUGAGCUGGCCGGGUGGGCCUUGGCGCAGCGCCUGGCGGACGGGUUCUCCUCCUUGGAGACGUUCACCCCAAUCUUCGUCGCCAAGCCGAACGAGCUGCGGGUAGGUGGUGAAGACCAUGUGCGCUACGGUGAGGAGAUUGACGACGAAAGCCAUCAUCGACGUACCGUGACGACGCCUGGCACACGUGCAGUCGAAGAGGUUUGGGAAGCACGGGCUAACCACCGACGACGAGGACGACAGGCGAGAGCUCGGCGUGCAGCGGGUGGACUUCCUGAUGCUAGUGAAGGGGAUCAGUUCUGCUGUAGGGAGGUGUUUGCGAUGACGGUUGAAUGGGGAAUCUGUCGACGAUUAUGA